Molecule: messenger RNA, 1056 nt
Organism: Nematocida major
Lineage: Eukaryota; Fungi; Microsporidia
Exons: 1
Coding region: 1-1056 (351 amino acids)
Biological process (GO): positive regulation of transcription by RNA polymerase II
Molecular function (GO): DNA-binding transcription factor activity, RNA polymerase II-specific; RNA polymerase II cis-regulatory region sequence-specific DNA binding; protein dimerization activity
Source: RefSeq, a predicted model, not a curated record
AUGGCAGAAUCGAGGGAUUCAAGAGACGAUAGCUCGCCCAGACUGGACCGAUCUUAUGAGAGAAGUGAACGGCAUAGGCACAAAGCCUUUCACAGUGCAAUGGACGAAAAACACCACACCAGCCCUCAGCCUUUCAGAGGAUAUCAGGAAAAGUCUGAGUACGAGGAAAGGCCCUCUGAAGAGUACACAUACACCCCAGGAAAAGACUAUAGGUACUCUCGAAGCGAGGACUACCAGGGCCUGCAAUACGACAGGCCGUCCUCUGCAGACAUGUCUCCGCGCACCUCGCAGUCUCCGCACAUGCUCAAGGAAAACACCACGCGAGAGGGAGGCAGAAUGUACGCCCAGCCAUUCACAGGGAGGCAAUUCAGGAGCAAUAGUGUCUCCGGGGGGUCUCUUCUGUCGCUUGGCCAGGAGAUGGAAAGAGAAAAAAUAGUCGGCUUCCACUCGCCGCACACUCCUCUGGGGGGCCACACUUCCCCCAGGGUUUCAGGGUCUCCUAUUGAAAGCAUCACGUCGCCCUUGCACCAGGGCCCGGGCGGGGCUCCCAUGUCCAGCCUGCGCUUCUUCAGGAGAGACGACAUGGACGAGUCCCUGGAAAGCGACGACGAAGGGUCUCGCGCGAGCAAGGGAAGAAAAAAGAUCAAAAUGGAGUUUAUUAAGGACAAGGGCCGGCGGGGUGUCACCUUCAGCAAGAGAAAGAAGGGCAUCAUGAAGAAGGCCUACGAGCUUAAUGUGCUGACAAAGUGCGAGAUUCUCCUCGUGGUUGCUUCAGAGACGGGACAUGUAUAUACAUUUGCCACACCAAAAUUACAGCCAAUCAUAAAGCAGCACGAGAACCUGAUCCAGCAGUACUUGAAUACGCCGUACAUGAACGAAGUGCACAGAAUCUACGACACUGCGGAGAGGUAUCCUCCCGACACGUCUGGGUACUAUAAGAGCUCGGACUCGUACGGAUACGACAGAACCCCCAGAGGAAGCACAUAUCCCUCUGGGUACUACCACAACGGAUAUGACACAGACAGCUCCCCGGGAAAUGCGGGGUCUCGCCUAUAA